AUGCUAAAGAAUGGGCCCAGCAUGCUGUUGUGGGUUUUGAAGUUGGUGAAGGGGGAGCCCGUCACCUCAGCCAUGCCCAGAUUUGGUAUCUUUCUCCUCCUCCUCCUCUCCAUCUUCCCUGGGGCUUCCUCCCAUUGUCAAACAUACACGGCCAAUGAAUGCAAGAAGCACACGGCCUUUGUGCCUGGUCACAGCCUCGUUGGUGAGGGCAUUGAUGUGACCAUGAUGGAAAGGAAGGGAGCCUACCUGGUGGACAGCAGCACCUGGCAACACCCAGAUGGCUCUUGCACCCUGUGCAAGAACCAGCUGCAGGGCGGGCAGUUGCAGAGGCUGCCACUGGUGUGCAGCAAGAAACUCAGCAGCUCGGUGAAGGAGUCGGGGAUGAGCAUGCUGCAGUUGGCGGCAUCCGCGGUGCAGAACGACUGGAAGGUGGGGCUGGACGUGCCUGUGAAGCCCAAAGUGAACGUCCAGGUGGAGCUGGCCGGAUCACACUCCAAACUGGCCGAUUUCGUGGUGGAGCAUUCGCGGAUGGACAAGUACAGCUUCCUGAGCCACGAGGUCUCCUGCAGCUACUACCGGUUAUGGGUAAAUGGGACCCCUCACCUCACCUCUCAUUUCGCUGAGGCGCUGAAGAACCUCCCGGAGCAGUACGACAGCAAAUCCAAGGUGGAGUACCAGCAACUCAUCAGCAACUACGGCACCCACUACGUGUCCCAGGUGCAGCUGGGGGGCCGGGCGCGGGACGUGACAGCCGUGCGGGUCUGCGAAGCGGCACUGAGUGGCCUGACGACUGAGGAAAUCAAGGACUGUUUGAGCGUAGAGGCAGCUGUGAGUAUUGGACCCGGCUCAGUCCAUGGUGGGUACAGCAAGUGCGAAGAGGAGAAGAAGAAGGGGACGGUUCGGGGGAGCUUCCAUGAGAUGUAUCAGGAGCGUCACGUGGAGGUGGAGGGAGGACACAGCACAACCGAUGUCCUCUUCUCUGGGAAAGGCACCAAGGACUUCUCAGCUUGGAUAGAGAGUCUCAAAUCCAGCCCCGGCCUGGUGUCCUAUUCCCUGAAACCCAUCCACAGCCUGGUGGAGCAGGAUGACUCCAAGCAGGAGGCGCUGAAGCGAGCGGUGAGUGAGUACAUCCUUGAGAGGGCCCUGUGGAGGAAUUGCACCAAGAGCUGUCCCCCAGGGACCCAGCGCAGCGCCCACGACCCCUGCUCCUGUGUCUGCCCUGGGAGUGCUGAGACCAACGGCAUGUGCUGUUCGCGGGAACGUGGCCUGGGGAAGCUGACGGUGACUGUGAAGAAGGCCAGCGGCCUCUGGGGGGACCAGUUUAGUGAUACUGAUGCCUAUGUCAAGGUCUUCUUUGAGAGCAGGGAAAUGCGCACCCGCACCGUCAGGGAGAACAACAGCCCCUACUGGAACGUCCACUUGGACUUUGGCACCGUCCGCCUCACCAGCAACAGCAAGAUCCGCGUGCAGGUCUGGGACGAGGACAAGGGGAAUGACGACCUGCUGGGAAGCUGCGACAUCCCGCUGGAGUCCGGGGGGCCCCACCAGAAGGAUUGCUACAUGAACCACGGCCGCGUCUGGUUCCAGUACAGCCUGCUCUGUGGGCCUCACCUCGGGGGUCGGAGCUGCUCCGACUAUGUCUCCCAGCCCCCGCGGCAGAGCACAGCCCAGGGGAAGGAGGCAAAGGCCUUCUGCUUCCCUUUAAUAUCAGAGGCACCCCGUGCCAGAGAGAUGUUCACAAUUUCAACAAUCAGCUUCUGGAACCCACAGACAGCAUGUCCGGGCAUAGCCUGCCCCCGGUACGGAGCUGCGGUAGCUCUGCAAGAGAUUUCACGGCUGCGAGUGAGAAGAGAAGGGAGGGUUUUCCAGCAAGGCUGUGGCUUCCAUCCUGGCCCUUACACCGCCUGCCUGUGUGCAGCAAUGCCCCCGCCCCGCCCUCUGAUGGCCCAGUGGUGUGGGAAUGUUGCCCUGAACUGGAGAGUGAACACAGCAGCGCUACCAAGGAACCUGCAGCAGCAAAUAGCCCGGCGGCUGCGUGACACCUUCAGCGAGAUCUGCGAGGCUGAUUACUGCGAAGCGAGAGAUGCCUUCAACAUCCUGCCCCCCGUCUGA
This is a messenger RNA of Pelodiscus sinensis (Chinese soft-shelled turtle), 2112 nucleotides long. Lineage: Eukaryota; Metazoa; Chordata; Testudines; Trionychidae. The record is from RefSeq and is a predicted model, not a curated record.